AUGAAGAGCGGGUGCAGUAUUUUUGUUGGAAACAUAGACUUCGAAGUUCCUGAAGAACGCAUAAUAGAAGAGCUCGGAGCUGUAGGAAAAGUUGUUAGCUUCCGGAUGGUUUACGACAAGACAACAGGAAAGUCAAGAGGGUUUGGAUUUUGUGAGUAUGAAUCUCCAUUGAUUGUGGAGAAAGCAUUGCAAAACUUGAAGAUAUCAUUCAACGGAAGGCCUGUAAAGAUAAACUAUGCCGAAAAUGACAUGCCCGCCAAGGCCAAGGAGCCGGACAAUCAAGUUCCAGAAAUAGAUAACUUAAUCAGCGUGCUAGACAAUAUGGACAAGGACAAUCUGAAGGAGGUUCUCUUCUAUUUGAGAAAGUUGGCACUGGAUCAGCCAUCGUACUUAAGAGAGCUUUUGAAUAAAAAUUCGAGUCUUGUUUAUGCGAUCAUCCAUGCCAUACUCAAGCUUAAACUGGUAGAUCCUGGGGCUAUUGAUGAGGUUUUAAAGGAAUCCUUCGAUCUUUCCAAGCAGAAGAUGCAAAUCCUGGAAAGAAUAUGCUCCAUCUCGGAGGACGACUUGUGCUUCUUCCCAGAGGAUGUAAGAAACAAAAUUAAGAAAGCAAGGGCCAUGGUUUUGAAAUCCAGGGCAGAUAAAUAA
Messenger RNA from Encephalitozoon intestinalis ATCC 50506, 645 nucleotides. RefSeq names its product cleavage stimulation factor. The record is from RefSeq and is a predicted model, not a curated record. NCBI's taxonomy places the organism in Eukaryota, Fungi, Microsporidia, Unikaryonidae. The coding region runs from base 1 to 645 and encodes 214 amino acids. Gene Ontology annotation, cellular component: mRNA cleavage and polyadenylation specificity factor complex. The transcript has a single exon. Gene Ontology annotation, molecular function: mRNA binding.